AUGGAGAAAUAUUCUGGAGAGGAGCGAGUCCUGCCGAUUGAAGGAUUCGAAAGGCCGAAGAGUCCACCAAUCCAACCUGCAAGAGUGGCGUCCACCAUUCCGCAUCCAUCACGGACACAGCUCAGGGUCAUAUAUUUCUCGACGUCCGCUCCACUGACUUCUGGUCGAGUCAGUCAAUCCUGCGAAAUAUGCCAAAUCGAACACGGGGACACGGGGAACGGGCCGUCGGUGACGCUGACCCUGAGUGUCGCUGUCAACUAUUUAAACUUGACCUCUCGACGCGUCUGCUACAUAACUACAACCACAACCAAGAUGAAGUUCUCCUGGCUCACUGUGGCCAGCCUUCUCAUGGGCCAGGUUGCCCUGGCCGCCCCCAGCGCAAAGAAAUUCGCCAGCGCAUCCGGAACGCAGUUCAGCAUCGACGGCAAAACCGGCUACUUCGCCGGCUCCAACUCGUACUGGAUCGGGUUCCUGACCAACAACGCGGACGUCGACCUCGUCUUCAACCACAUGAAAGAGUCCGGGCUCAAGAUCCUGCGCGUCUGGGGCUUCAACGACGUCAACACGGUCCCGGGACCGGGGACCGUGUACUACCAGGUGCACGCGAACGGGAAAUCGACCAUCAACACGGGCGCGGACGGACUGCAGCGGCUGGACUAUGUGGUGCACGCGGCGGAGCAGCACGGCAUCAAGCUCGUCAUCAACUUUGUGAAUAACUGGGACGACUAUGGCGGGAUGAACGCGUAUGUCCAGGCGUACGGCGAGACGGACCAUAAUGCGUUCUACACGAACCAGAACAUCCAGAAGGCGUACCGGCGGUAUGUCAAGGCGGUGGUGUCGCGGUAUGCGAGCUCGCCGGCGGUGUUUGCGUGGGAGCUGGCCAACGAGCCCCGAUGCAAGGGCUGUGAUCCCGAUGUGCUGUACGAAUGGAUCAAGUCGACGAGCGAGUACAUCAAGAAGCUGGAUAAGCGGCAUAUGGUUUGCAUUGGCGAUGAGGGCUUCGGCCUCGACCUCCUCUCCGACGGCAGCUACCCCUUCACCUACGUCGAAGGCAGCAACUUCACGCGCAACCUCGCCAUCCCCACCAUCGACUUUGGAACCUUCCACCUGUACCCGGACAGCUGGGGCACCUCCCACGAAUGGGGCGAUCUCUGGGUACAAUCGCACGGCGCUGCAUGCACGGCCGCCGGCAAGCCCUGUCUGUUUGAGGAGUACGGCGUUACCUCCGACCACUGCGCGCUCGAGACGCCCUGGCAGAAGACCUCAUUGAAUACGACGGGGCUGUCCGGGGAUUUGUACUGGCAGUAUGGGGAUACGCUGAGCACAGGACCGUCGCCGAAUGACGGCAAUACCAUUUACUAUGGGACCGAUGAGUUCCAGUGCAUUGUGAAGGAUCAUGUGGCGGCUAUCAAGGCGAAGCAGGGGUGGGUUUAG
Molecule: messenger RNA, 1434 nt
Organism: Aspergillus fumigatus Af293
Lineage: Eukaryota; Fungi; Ascomycota; Eurotiomycetes; Eurotiales; Aspergillaceae
Product: endo-1,4-beta-mannosidase
Exons: 3
Coding region: 1-1434 (477 amino acids)
Molecular function (GO): hydrolase activity, hydrolyzing O-glycosyl compounds
Source: RefSeq, a predicted model, not a curated record